Molecule: messenger RNA, 1135 nt
Organism: Saitoella complicata NRRL Y-17804
Lineage: Eukaryota; Fungi; Ascomycota; Saitoellomycetes; Saitoellales; Saitoellaceae
Exons: 2
Coding region: 26-1066 (346 amino acids)
Biological process (GO): DNA-templated transcription
Cellular component (GO): RNA polymerase III complex; RNA polymerase I complex
Molecular function (GO): DNA binding; protein dimerization activity
Source: RefSeq, a predicted model, not a curated record
GAAGCGUAGAAGCAAUCCAGACAAUAUGGCUCCAGCACGACCAAGGAACGAGGUGGGGAUCGAGAUUGACCGUGUCACGAACGUUACAAGCACAGACUUCCCUCAGCACUGGCCAGGAGAGGAUCACUCAUGGGAUCUCGACUAUUUCAAGAAGACCUUUAAAGUGGAUUUUAGAUCGCGGGAAGGAGACGAUAUGGAGUUCGACCUCAUUGGUCUUGAUGCAUCAAUCGCAAACGCUUUCCGUCGUAUCCUGAUUUCAGAAAUCCCAACUAUGGCUAUCGAAUACGUUUUCGUUAUCAACAAUACAUCCGUCAUUCAGGAUGAGGUGCUCGCUCACCGUCUCGGUCUCAUCCCCAUUCGCGCCCACCCAGAUCGCUUCGCAUGGUUCCAGAAGCCAGCAGAGGGUGAGGAGCCCAACCACACAGAUUACGAUACUGUCGUCCUUACGCUAGACCAGAAGUGUGAGAGGAACCCAGAUGCUGCUGAGGGAGAGAAGGACCCGUUGAAGGCGUACAUGGGCGCACAUGUAUAUUCUAGGGACUUGCAGUGGCAGCCGAAGGGACAGCAGGAGGAGUGGUUCGCGGAUGCUCCUGUGGAGGCAGUGAACCCCAAUAUUUUGAUCGCGAAAAUGCGUCCAGGACAGGAGAUUCAGUUGCAGCUUUACGCGGUGUUGGGUAUUGGAAAGGAUCACGCCAAGUUCUCCCCUGUCUCCACGGCGUCAUAUAGGCUGCUGCCGGUCAUCAGAAUCAUUUCGCCGAUCGUUGGAAGGGAUGCUCACAAGUUCCAGAAGUGCUUCCCACAAGGUGUCAUUGAGUUGGUUAAGAACGCGGAUGGAGAGGACGAGGCUAGGGUUGCGGACGCACGGAAAGACACCGUUUCCCGCGAAUGCCUGCGACAUGAAGAGUUCCAGGGCAAGGUGCAGUUGGGUCGUGUGAGAGAUCACUUUAUCUUCUCCAUUGAGUCUACUGGGGUCAUGACGCCCGAUGAGUUAUUCCGCAAGUCGGUGGCUGUGUUGAGGCAGAAAGCGAUUGCUGUCAAGCAGGCUUUGGAAGCAGGAAGGCGUUAAACAAAUGAUCCUGAAAAGAGACUUUUUCGAUUUGGGUUAUGGGUGUCUUUUAUGUGUUUGAUUCAGCGU